AUGUCUUCUCUUCCACAGGGUCACAGCCGUGGACCCUUCCUUGUGGCCGCCCCCCUCUCCACCAUCAUUAACUGGGAGCGCGAGUUCGAAUUCUGGGCGCCCGACUUCUACGUAGUCACGUACGUGGGCGACAAGGACUCCCGCACAGUCAUCCGCGAGCACGAAUUCUCCUUCGACGAGGGUGCUGUACGCGGUGGCAGUCGUGCGGUGAAAAUGCGCUCCGGCACCGCGGUGCGUUUCCACGUCCUCCUCACCAGCUACGAACUGGUCUGCAUCGAUCAGGCCCUGCUCGGCUCCAUCGAUUGGGAGGUGCUGGUGGUGGAUGAAGCCCACCGGCUGAAGAACAAUCAGUCCAAGUUCUUCCGGAUGCUCAGCAUCUACAAGAUUGGCUACAAACUGCUUCUAACCGGCACUCCACUGCAGAACAACCUGGAGGAACUGUUCCAUCUAUUGCAUUUCAUGUCCCCCGAGAAAUUCUACGAUAUGCAGGGCUUCCUGGAUGAGUUUGCGGAUAUUUCGAAGGAGGAUCAGGUGAAGAAGUUGCACGAGAUGCUGGGGAAGCAUUUGCUGCGACGUCUGAAGGCGGAUGUACUGAAGAAUAUGCCAUCGAAGGGCGAGUUCAUUGUGCGUGUUGAGCUGAGUCCCAUGCAGAACUGUCGCGGCGGUGGCACCCAGGUCUCCCUCAUUAACAUCAUGAUGGACUUGAAGAAGUGCUGCAACCACCCCUACCUCUUCCCCUCGGCAGCCGAGGAGGCACCUCGUCUCAGCAACGGCGCCUACGAGGGCAACUCCCUGCGAAAGGCCUCCGGCAAGCUAGAGCUGCUGGGUGCAAUGUUGAAAAAGUUGAAGGCUGGCGGCCACCGCGUCCUCAUCUUCUCCCAGAUGACCAAAAUGUUGGACCUCCUGGAGGACUUUCUGGACGCCGCCGGCUACAAGUUUGAGCGCAUCGAUGGUGCUGUGACAGGUCAAAUGCGUCAGGAUGCUAUCGAUCGCUUCAACGCCGUGGACUCGCUCUCCUUCGUCUUUCUCCUCUCCACCCGCGCCGGCGGUCUCGGCAUCAAUCUGGCCACUGCAGACACCGUCAUCAUCUAUGACUCGGAUUGGAAUCCGCACAAUGACAUUCAGGCCUUCUCCAGAGCUCAUCGCAUCGGUCAGGCCAACAAGGUGAUGAUCUACCGUUUCGUGACGCGGAACACGGUGGAGGAACGGGUCACUCAGGUGGCAAAGAAGAAGAUGAUGCUCACUCAUCUCGUCGUGAGACCUGGUCUGGGCGGUAAGGGUGCCAGCCAGAUGUCCAAGAAGGAACUCGAUGACAUCCUCAAAUUCGGCACUGAAGAUCUCUUCAAGCACGAGGACGCGGACGGUAAGUUGCGAUUCUGGCUUAUUUUGGAUGCUUACGGAAAAGGUCAUUGCUUUUCAGCCAGUAUAUUUUUUUCUGAAGAGGUUGCUUGA
This is a messenger RNA of Dibothriocephalus latus, 1452 nucleotides long. NCBI's taxonomy places the organism in Eukaryota, Metazoa, Platyhelminthes, Cestoda, Diphyllobothriidea, Diphyllobothriidae. The record is from the annotation of a GenBank genome assembly.